ACAAACCUCUCUCUUCUCUACCACCAUUACAAUUGCUCUCCUACUUCAAAAUCAAGGUUGAAGAUUCUUAUCCCAACAUCACUCAAUACAUCUAUACACACAGAGCAACGAUGUCUGCCAUCGGUAUCGAUUUGGGUACCACCUACUCGUGCGUGGGUAUCUUCAGAGAUGACCGCAUUGAGAUCAUUGCCAACGACCAGGGCAACCGCACAACCCCCUCGUUCGUUGCCUUCACUGACACCGAGCGUCUUAUCGGUGAUGCCGCCAAGAACCAAGUCGCCAUGAACCCAGCCAACACCGUCUUCGACGCCAAGCGUCUGAUCGGUCGCAAGUUCGCCGACGCCGAGGUCCAGGCCGACAUGAAGCACUUCCCCUUCAAGAUCAUCGACAAGGGAGGCAAGCCAGUUUGCCAGGUCGAGUUCAAGGGCGAGACCAAGGACUUCACACCCGAGGAGAUCUCCUCCAUGAUCCUCGUCAAGAUGCGCGAGACUGCUGAGGCCUACCUCGGCGGAACUGUCAACAAUGCUGUUGUCACCGUCCCAGCUUACUUCAACGACUCCCAGCGUCAGGCUACCAAGGAUGCCGGUCUCAUUGCCGGACUCAACGUCCUCCGUAUCAUCAACGAGCCUACCGCCGCUGCUAUUGCUUACGGUCUUGACAAGAAGGUCGAGGGUGAGCGCAACGUCCUGAUCUUCGAUCUUGGUGGUGGAACUUUCGAUGUCUCUCUCCUCAGCAUCGACGAGGGUAUCUUCGAGGUCAAGUCCACUGCCGGUGACACUCACUUGGGUGGUGAGGAUUUCGACAACCGUCUCGUCAACCACUUCGUUAACGAGUUCAAACGCAAGCACAAGAAAGAUCUCUCUUCCAAUGCCCGUGCCCUCCGUCGUCUCCGCACAGCAUGCGAGCGUGCCAAGCGCACUCUUUCGUCUUCAGCCCAGACUUCCAUCGAGAUCGACUCUCUCUUCGAGGGUGUCGAUUUCUACACCUCAAUCACCCGUGCCCGUUUUGAGGAACUGUGCCAGGACCUCUUCCGUUCUACUCUUCAGCCCGUCGACCGCGUCCUCUCAGACGCCAAGCUCGACAAGACCAAGGUUCACGAGAUCGUCCUCGUCGGAGGCUCCACCCGUAUCCCGAGAAUCCAGAAGCUCAUCACCGACUACUUCAACGGCAAGGAGCCCAACAAGUCCAUCAACCCUGAUGAGGCUGUGGCUUACGGAGCUGCCGUCCAGGCUGCCAUUCUAUCCGGCGACACCUCGUCGAAGUCCACCAACGAGAUCCUCCUUUUGGAUGUCGCUCCUCUGUCUCUCGGUAUUGAGACUGCCGGUGGUAUCAUGACUCCUCUCAUCCAUCGCAACACCACCAUCCCAACCAAGAAGUCCGAGGUGUUCUCCACCUUCUCCGACAACCAGCCUGGUGUCCUGAUCCAGGUCUUCGAGGGUGAGCGCAAGCGCACCAAGGACAACAACCUGAUGGGCAAGUUCGAGCUCACCGGUAUCCCACCCGCACCCCGUGGUGUUCCCCAAAUCGAGGUCACCUUCGAUCUCGAUGCCAACGGAAUCAUGAACGUCUCCGCGCUCGAGAAGGGCACCGGAAAGAGCAACAAGAUUGUCAUCACCAACGACAAGGGCCGUCUUUCCCAGGAGGAGAUCGAGCGCAUGUUGUCCGAGGCCGAGAAGUACAAGGCCGAGGAUGAGGCCGAGGCCGGACGCAUCGGCGCUAAGAACGCCCUCGAGUCGUACGCCUACUCCCUCAAGAACACCCUCUCCGACGCCAAGGUCGACGAGAAGCUCGACGCCGAGGACAAGACCAAACUCAAGGCCGAGAUCGACAAGACCGUCUCCUGGUUGGACGAGUCCCAGCAGGCCACCAAGGAGGAGUACGAGGAGCACCAGAAGGAGCUCGAGGCCGUCGCCAACCCUAUCAUGAUGAAAUUUUAUCAAGGAAAUGAAGGCGCGGCGCCCGGAGGAAUGCCCGGUGCUGGUGGACCCGGUGGCUUCCCAGGAGGCGCCGGCGGCCCAGGUGCCUCCCACGACGACGGCCCAACUGUCGAGGAGGUUGACUAAGCGCUAGGAUUUCUUCGAAUGGUUCAAUUAUAAAGCUUUCGGUGUUCACUGGGGUCAUCAUGAAUUGUAGACUUGUUUAUCUGCGGGUUUUUGCGUUUCCUUUACACUACGACGAUACGAUAAAAAGCUGAUGCAAAGACAAGAGAUUUUUUUGUACUUGUGUAUCUUUAGGCUGCCGAUAGGGCGGUUUCCAUAAUGAAAGU
Molecule: messenger RNA, 2266 nt
Organism: Pseudogymnoascus destructans
Lineage: Eukaryota; Fungi; Ascomycota; Leotiomycetes; Thelebolales; Thelebolaceae
Product: Hsp70 chaperone
Exons: 3
Coding region: 111-2063 (650 amino acids)
Biological process (GO): vesicle-mediated transport; protein refolding; cellular response to unfolded protein
Cellular component (GO): nucleus; plasma membrane; cytoplasm
Molecular function (GO): ATP binding; ATP hydrolysis activity; heat shock protein binding
Source: RefSeq, a predicted model, not a curated record